AUGCCACGCAGCUCCCGACAAGUCUCCAUUCUCCUCUGUUUGGUGCUCGCUUUCAUAUUAACGCAAAAUUGCUUCGCCCAUGCUGCCUCUGUCGUCACUGGUACACCCCCAGGCUUCGCAUCCGGUACAACUGGUGGCGGCAAUGCUAAGGCUGUGUAUCCUACCACGAUCAAGGAACUUACUGCGUACCUUAGUGACAACACACCCCGCGUUGUCGUCCUGAAACAGCAAUUCAACUUUAUCAACACUGAGGGUUCAACUACCGAGAAAGGGUGCCGCCCCAAGAACAACCUCGACUGCAUCGCCAAGAAGAACGGAUUCCAAGGACAAGAUGCCAUCCAGCCAAGCUUCAGCAAAUGCGAUGGGUCUACAGUCGAUGUGACCUACGACAAAGCGGCCAUCACUCCUCUAACUGUUGGCAGUAACAAGACUCUGGUUGGCGAAGGCACGAAGGGCGUUCUAAACGGCAAGGGUCUCAUGAUCACCGGUAGCAACGUCAUCGUCCAGAACAUUCACAUCAACAACUUAAACCCGCACCUUGUGUGGGGCGGAGACGCUAUCACCAUCAGAGGAAACGGCAACGUUGCGCCGAAAGGUAUUUGGAUCGACCACGUGAAGGUCUCCAGUGUCGGACGUCAGAUGGUGGUCAUCAACUUCUCCGGAGCCACGGGCGUCACGAUCAGUAACUCGGACUUCGAUGGCAACACCAAGUACUCGUCAUCGUGCGACGGCCGCCACUACUGGGGUUUCUUGAUUCUAGGCAAGCAGACAGAGAUGAGUUUGCUGGGGAAUUAUAUGCACAAAAUGUCAGGUCGGUUUCCGAAAAUCGGAGGUCACGACGGAGAAGUUUCUGUCAUUCACGCCGCCAACAACUACUUCUUCGACGGCACAGGUCACGCAUUUGACGUGGCCACCGGAGGCUUUGUCCUUGCGGAGGGCAACUACUUUAACUCCGUUAGCACCCCGAACCAACCCGACCCAAAAGGAAGUAUUUUCAUUCCGAAUGCUGCCGGUGACUGUCAGGCGAGCAUCGGUCGUCCGUGCAAGUUGAAUGUUCUUACCAAGAGCGGCUCGUUUGUCAGCAACUCGAAAGACGCUGUGAUCAAGAAGAUCAGCAACUUGAAGAGUCGUAUCGGAAACACCAAGGUGGCUGAAGCAGGUUCUUUUUCGGCAGCGACCAAGAAUUUUGGCGUUGGGGCUCUUAAAGGUGACAGCGUAGUGCAAGCGAGUGUCAAGAUGAGUGCAGCAGCUACUGUCAGCGCCCCGAACGAUGAAAGCGCUCUUCAAACAAAUGUCAAGGAACCGACUAGGGUGAAAUAA
This is a messenger RNA of Phytophthora nicotianae INRA-310, 1320 nucleotides long. RefSeq lists its product as hypothetical. The transcript has a single exon. Bases 1 to 1320 code for a protein of 439 amino acids. The record is from RefSeq and is a predicted model, not a curated record. Gene Ontology annotation, molecular function: pectate lyase activity. NCBI's taxonomy places the organism in Eukaryota, Oomycota, Peronosporomycetes, Peronosporales, Peronosporaceae.